AUGUCUGCAAACAAGAAGAGAAAGGUUGAUACUUCUCCCAAGAAACCUCAAUUGAGUGCCUUUGCAGCUAGACAAGCUCUGAAGAACAAAACUGGCAGUCCGAGUACUCCUGCAAAACAGAUUCUGGCUUCUAUUCCUACGUUUACCGCUGCUUCGACCGAUCUGAAAGUCUCAAGUUCGGAGCAUGCGAAUACACAGACUGCCGUUGAAGACACCGGACCCCAAACUGCCCUAGGAAAUGCCGCUGAUGGCAUCAACCUGGAUCUCAAUGAAGGUGUCCAACUCGCUACGUCCUCGGCAAUUUCUCUUGAAUGCAUCGAUUUACACACCGAAUUAGACAAGAAUUUUGAAUCACGUGCCAAAUCCCCAGAUAUCCUGCCUGAGAAGCCCUCUGUGCCACUCUCUUCUUACAGGCCCAGUAAGAGCAACACCAGGGACGUUGGUGGCGGUACGCUCCGUUUGAGAUUGGCGCCUGGGGAGCGCCUGGUUAUUGUCGGUCAAUAUGAACUCCGCGUCCGGAAGGGUCAGGUCACAUUCAUGGGCGCGGCUUUGCAACCAUCGGAUACCUUCCAUCGAGUCUUCGCUGCAUCUUCCCACUCUCUACCUGUGAUCAGAUGCUCAAUGAACGAUGUCAUCCCAGCCGAAAUUCUUCUGCGUGGCUGCCAUGGUGGCUUGGAUGUGUUGGAGCCCCUGUCGCCUCUGUUUGGUAGGCUAUGGCAUGCCCAUGGAGGUCCGUUAGGAGAGAACUACCCUGACCUGUUGCCCAAGUUCAACAGGACGACAUUCCGAAUCCUAUUCUCAACGAAGCUCGACCUCCAGUCAAGCUAUCUGCAACCCCUAAUAUCCCCGCCCGAAUGGAAUCAACUACUGUCAAAAUUGUCCGAGCCUGUAGAAAAGAAUCGUGUGGUCAUGAUUUGUGGUCCCAAAUCCUCAGGCAAAUCAACGUUUGCGAAAAUCCUCGGUAACAGAUUACUGUCCAUCUCAGAGAACAGCACAUCUCGAGGCAUCGCAGUACUGGACAUCGACCCGGGACAGCCAGAAUACUCGCCCCCCGGACAACUUGCUCUUGUGCACGUCCAGAAUCCUAAUUUUGGACCUCCCUUCUCUCAUCCACUCCCAGCUGGGAAAAGUACCCUCAUCCGUGCCCACUCCGUAGCUUCAAUAUCACCAUCUUCAGACCCAUCUUUAUACCUGUCUUGCGCAUUGGAUCUCUUCUCUCAUUACCGGAAAAUGGGAUCAGCAGUAAGAAACUGCCCUCUAAUCAUCAACACCCCCGGCUGGGUCUUCGGCACCGGUCUAGAGAUCCUCGUCGAUUUGAUCGGGCGCGUCAAGCCCACGGAGGUGAUCUACAUGUCACUGGAAGGGCCCUGGGAAGUCGUCAGCACGCUCAAAGAUUCCGCCAAGCAGUCCACGUUCUUCACACUCCCGUCUCAAAUUAGCGAGUACACGACGAGAACGGCAGCUCAUCUGCGGAGUAUGCAAGCGAUCUCAUACUUCCACCUCGCUUCUGCAGAUUCAAACGAGCUGCUUUGGAGGGGCCAGCCUCUUACUGCUAUCCCGCCUUGGGAGAUCAGGUAUACGGGCGAGAGUCCCGGGAUCAUAGGCGUGAUGUGCUACGGGGAGCAACCGCCCCCAGAACUCCUCGCCGAAACGAUCAACGGGUCUCUGGUAGCUGUGGUCGUGAUAGAAGACCUGGCAGCCAUCCCCAAACCGAAGGACGGCCACGAGGAAGAUGUAGACGGUGCCUUUGACGCCGAACUCCAAGUUCCGAAGCACUUCCCGGAAUCUCGCCGUAUAGAAGAACCGGACAUUAUCUCCACACCCGUUGAGCAGAUUCCGUACUUCAACCCUGCGAAUGUCAUUACGCUGGACCCUCGCUACUCACAUUCCAUCGGUCUGGCCUUAGUCCGCGGGAUAGACGUUGCUCGUCGCCGAAUCCAAUUACUUACUCCGAUUGCACCUAGAGUAAUUGCGGAGAUCAAUGAGACAGGAAAGAAGAUCGUCCUGGUCAGUGGGAAGCUGGAUACGCCUGGGUGGGCGUAUACCGAGGAGAUGAAUGUGAAGAUUGCGAGUGAGAAGGCGGCGAGGAGACAGCUGGAUGACAGGGAUGAUGAAGACGAGGUCUUGGAGUUAGACGACGAGGGUGAAGGUGACGAGGACCAAGGGAUGGGUGAAGGCAGGAUUGUACGGCCGGAGCAGAACCGUGGUACGAGUCAAUUUCACGAUGUGCCCUGGGUCGAGAGACUCGACGGGUCACAAGGGAGGGGUGUAGGAUCUCGGGUUUGGAGGGUGAGGAGAGAUUUGGGAAGGGUCGGCGAUGGUGGUGACUGA
Drepanopeziza brunnea f. sp. 'multigermtubi' MB_m1 is the source of this 2331-nucleotide messenger RNA. RefSeq lists its product as uncharacterized. Gene Ontology annotation, molecular function: polynucleotide 5'-hydroxyl-kinase activity. Gene Ontology annotation, biological process: cleavage in ITS2 between 5.8S rRNA and LSU-rRNA of tricistronic rRNA transcript (SSU-rRNA, 5.8S rRNA, LSU-rRNA). Gene Ontology annotation, cellular component: nucleus. The record is from RefSeq and is a predicted model, not a curated record. NCBI's taxonomy places the organism in Eukaryota, Fungi, Ascomycota, Leotiomycetes, Helotiales, Drepanopezizaceae.